AUGAUCGUUUUCUCAAACAAACCUGUUCAGGUUUUCGGGGCCCUGAUCAUCGCCCUCCUGGCCGCCGCCCUUUCCCUUCGCAGCACUAAGACCGAACAACAGCCUCCAGUCAUCGAACGUCACCCAGAGAUCAUAGUACAUUUUGCAUCAUGGCCCAAGAUCGAGCCCAAGAUCGCCAGGAUGUCCGCCCACGCCCGCAUAAAAUCUCCGUCAUCUCGUCCCGCCAUCUUUCAUCAAUUGCCCGCUCCAAAGUCCUCCGACGCCUCUGGGUUCAACUUCACACCAAAUUGGAUACGCCCACCUGGGAUCCAGGGACUAAAAGGACUUAAUGAUGACAUGGCUAUGUUCGUCUCACGGUGGACGGGAGAAGACCACCUCAUGAUCCACAACCAUAUACAGAAACUCAUCAGAGACAUCGAUCCCGCUGUCGUUGUACUCGAUAUGUUCCACCGGCCGGGGAUGGACGCGACCCGAGGCGAUAAUCGCUUGCACGCCAUCUUGUCGCCGAACGUUCUGGCCGACGUGUUCGGUGGUGCACAGCCCUGGCUCAGAGAGAAUCGUACUGAAGAAAGCAGCCUUGGCUCCGGCCAUGACUUCCCUGUUCCGUGGCGAGACAUUCCCUCAAAUAUCUACCAGAUGGGUAGUUUUGCAUGGGCCAUGCUAUUUAAUCCGGAGCUCGUCGAGAAGCGUAAGUUCCUAGCCAGCCACAAUCUCGAGGACCCAAUCGGCUUUUUCACCAUUCACCAGCCUGGAAACGGCGUGUUCAUCUCCCAAGACACAGCUGCUGCCUCCAUUCCGCUCAGCUCAGUUCCAGCCAACGUCACCACAACGGGCCCUAUUGUGAUUUCGGUCGCCUCGGCCGCAGAACAAGACAUUGAUUUAACCUUAUGGCUAAGGAGGGCUCCGACAGUGCUUAUCAACCUUGGUAGUUUGUUUGAAUACGAUGCCGACAGAGCAAGCAGCAUGGCCGGCGCAUUAGAGGCUGUCCUGAGACGCACGAGUGUGCAGGUUCUGUGGAAGAUGAACACUCGUCUCGAUGAUAAGGAAUGGAGGCCCUUGGUGGAGGAGUUCAUUGCGAACGAUAGGCUCAGGGUAUUGAAGUGGUUGACGGUGGAUCCAGCUGCUCUUCUCGAGACGGGCGAUAUCAUUGCUUCCGUCCACCAUGGCGGGGCUAAUUGCUAUCACGAAGCUCUCGCGUGA
Messenger RNA from Colletotrichum lupini, 1200 nucleotides. RefSeq lists its product as uncharacterized. The transcript is spliced from 3 exons. NCBI's taxonomy places the organism in Eukaryota, Fungi, Ascomycota, Sordariomycetes, Glomerellales, Glomerellaceae. Bases 1 to 1200 code for a protein of 399 amino acids. The record is from RefSeq and is a predicted model, not a curated record.